This is a messenger RNA of Cololabis saira (Pacific saury), 1041 nucleotides long. RefSeq lists its product as uncharacterized. Bases 1 to 1041 code for a protein of 346 amino acids. NCBI's taxonomy places the organism in Eukaryota, Metazoa, Chordata, Actinopteri, Beloniformes, Belonidae. The transcript has 3 exons. The record is from RefSeq and is a predicted model, not a curated record.
AUGACGGCUGAUGCCUUCUGCAGCUUGCAGACAGCAGAUGCCGUCCUCUGCGUGGUGCCUUCGGCAAGAAACAGCGAUCCAAGCAACAGACCUUCCACAUCUCAGAUACUGAAAACAUGGCCAGAAACCUUCCAGGUCCCCUGGGAAAAAAUGCCACAGGAAAUUCGUUCUGCUAUUACAGAUGGAAAGAGACCUAAUCCAGUGGCGCGACGCCAGAUGGUACGAGUACUCACAGAUGAAAUGAGAAGGUGUGAAGCUAACCCCACUCGUGCCCAGUGUCUAACUGUAGUUCGAAAUAUCAUCAGACAGUACCCAAAGAGUUUUGCUGAUAUGACUCCAGAUGGGUCACUUCUGGCUGGAGGUUACACAUCACUUUUGCUUCAACUGAAAAACCGCAUUGAGAAUGUGAACCGUAAUGGAAGCUUUUCAAACCACCGAUCCUCUACAUACAAGAGGGGUCCAACUGACACCUAUGGAUGUACAAGAUUUCAGCCAGAGCUCCCCCCAGAAGAAACUGAUGAGACUCUAGAGCAGCACCGGCAGAGACUGGAGGAGGUUUACAGACAGGAGGGUGCAGGUGGAGCAGAAAGAGCCGACGUUAAACAUCUAAUGGAGCUCACAUUCUCUCUACAACGUAGCCACAUAAAUACACUUCCAUCACCUGACAUUGAAGAUUUAAAAAGCAAAUGGCCUUUUCUUUUCACACUAAGAUUUAUAUACGCACAUUUUGAGUUGCUCACAGACAUCAAUGUGCUUCGUAGCUUGGAACUCAGUAUGGAGGAAUGUGGAAAAGCCAUCACACAAUACUUCAGGGAAAAACCUACUAACAAAGAUGUCAAGGAUGUCAUCUCUAAUGGUGAAGAUAAUGUGGCACUUCGUGUUGUUCAGCUGCUCAUGGCACACUUUGGAGAGGACCUAACCGGGCUGGUCCUUCUUGCAGAUGGCCUCAACUCUGAUGAAUUCCCCGACUGUCACGCCAUUCUGAUGACGGAUGUGUUCAAAAGCAGCGUCAUGAUGGAAAAGCAGAACAUGAAGUCAUGA